AUGAGGGCCUUCCGCAGUGCGUGCCACUAUGGGGACGAAGAACAGGGCGAUGACGUGGCUGCCAGAUUGAGCACCAUGUCGAGCGCUGUUUUCAACAAGAUUAUGGUUUUCGUUCUGAACGAGAUGGAUGGGAUACUUCGAGGGCUGUUGAGACUGCCUCCGUCUGGGGGGAAACGGGAGAUGAUGGUAGAUGUGAUGACGACUAGGCCGUGGAAGAAUUAUAAUCAUCUGGUGAAGUCGUACCUUGGGAAUGCUUUGCAUGUGCUGAAUCAGAUGACAGAUAGUGAGAUGAUUGCAUUUGUGCUGAGGCGCCUGAAGUACUCGGCUCUGUUUCUAGCUGCUUAUCCGGCCCUCUUGAGGAAGUAUAUCAAGGUUGCGCUGCAUUUCUGGGGUACAGGAACUGGUGCACUGCCACUUGUCUCCUUCUUGUUCUUAAGAGAUUGUUGUGUACGGCUUGGUUCUGACUGCUUGGAUGACUGCGUGAAAGGAAUGUACAAAGCUUAUGUCUUGAAUUGCCACUUUAUUAAUACAACAAAAUUGCAGCACAUCCAAUUUCUUGGAAAUUGCUUUACCGAGCUCCUUCGCAUUGACACUUCAUCUGCUUAUCAGCAUGCCUUUGUUUACAUCCGGCAGCUAGCAAUGAUAUUGAAGGAAACACUUUCGUGUUCCACAAAAAAGAAGAACUUGAAAAACAAGGGGAAAAAUGAACCUUCUGGUUCUAAAAAAGAGAAGGGGAAGGAAGCUCCUUCGAGUUCUAAAAAAAAGGAAACAUAUAGAAAGGUCUACCAGUGGAAGUACAUUAACUGCCUGGAGCUAUGGACUGGAGUUGUUUGCGCAUAUAGCGAAGAAGCUGAUUUGAAGCCACUCACUUACCCAUUGGCACAGAUUAUCACAGGAGUAGCUCGUUUACUUCCAUCUGCUUGUUAUUUUCCCCUUAGAUUGCGAUGUGUGAGAAUGCUCAAUCGUAUAAGUGCUUCAACUGGUACAUAUAUUCCUGUUUCUCUAAUUCUCUUGGACAUGCUCGAGAUAAAAGAAUUGCGUAGGCCCCCCACUGGAGGAUUAGGCAAAUCUGUUGAUUUGUUUUCUAUCCUUAAGGUUAGCAAAACAACUUUGAAAACAAGAACAUUUCAAGAGGCUUGUGUUUUAUCCGUGGUUGAGGAGCUUGCUGAGCAUCUUGCUCAGUGGAGUUACUCUAUUGCUUUCUUGGAGUUUUCGUUUGUUCCUAGCGUUCGACUGCGUAACUUCUGCAAAUCUACAAAGGUCGAUAGGUUUCGCAAAGAAAUGAGGCAUCUCAUUCGUCAGAUCGAAGCCAACUCUGAAUUUAUAAAUAAGAAGCGGACAACAAUUUCUUUCUUGCCGAAUGACCCUGCAGCUGAGACUUUCCUUGAGGACGAGAAGAAGUCGGGGAUUAGCCCUCUGUCCAGUUAUGUUGCCACUCUACGCCAGAGAGCACAAGAUAGAAAUAAGGCACUAAUGGAAUCCAGUGUUCGUGUUGGAGACCGUGCUUCCAAAUUUGGAAACAAAACUACCUCUGUUCAAAAGAACUCUGAUGAAGACUCUCCUGAUUCUGAUUACAUUGGGGAAACUGAGCAAAGUGAUGAUGAUGACAUGUUUGAGGUAAAUGUUGAUCUUAGUGUGGACACAACAGAUAAGCUUUCAGAAGCAUUUGUUGAAAAGGAUGGUGGAGAAACAUCUGUUCAGAAAGAGUGUGAUCAAACCUCUGUUCAAAAAGAGUGUGAUCAAACCUCUGUUCAAAAAGAGUGUGAUGAAACCUCUGUCCAAAAGAGCUAUGGUGAAGACUCUCUUGACUCUGAAUACAAUAUGGAAACUGAGGAAAGUGAUGAUGAUGAUGAGCAGUUUGAGGAUAACAUUGAUCACAGUGUGGACACAAUAAAUCAGUUGUCAGAAGCAUCUCGUUUAAUGGAAGUGGACAAUGAUGAGGAAUUGCUCAAGCUUAUUGAAGAUUUUUCUGGGGUGUCAUCACCUCAUCUGUCAACUGCAAAUGAUGUUGCAGAAAAUUGUGAUCAUUAUAAUGAAGCCACAGUUGAAAAUAACUUUGAUGAGGACUCCAUGGAUUCUGAGUACAAUAUGGAAGAUGAUCACAUUGAUGAUGAUGAUGAUGAUGAUGAUGAUGAUGAUGAUGAUGAUGAUGACCAUCUAUAUCAGAAUUUUGUUGAUCAUAAUGUGGAAAGUUCAAUUCAGGGUUCAGAAGAAGAAAGUGGUAACAGUGAAGCAGAUGUGGUCCAUAAUGGGGAUGACCUAGAUGAUCAUAUUGCCAAUAUUGAGGAGGGAGAACAGAUGCCUGUAUUUAAUCCUGCCACUAUCUUCAAUCUUGUGUUUGAGCUUGGGAUGCUAUUCAGUAGCAAAAAGGAAUUUAAGAAAGCUGUCCAAAGUUAUGCCAUUAAGAGUCACAGAGGUGUGAAGAUAUGUAGAAGUGAUUCUACAAGGUUGUAUGUUACAUGUGUUGCAACAGACUGUCAAUGGAAGGUGCAUCUAAUCAAGAAAAAAAAUGAAGAAACUUGGUUCAUCAAGGAAUUCAUUUCUGAACAUUCUUGUCCAUCUACUUUCCAGGUAACCUCUGUGAACUCCUCUUAA
Striga hermonthica is the source of this 2595-nucleotide messenger RNA. The record is from the annotation of a GenBank genome assembly. NCBI's taxonomy places the organism in Eukaryota, Viridiplantae, Streptophyta, Magnoliopsida, Lamiales, Orobanchaceae.